CAUUUUCUAUUCUAAUAUUCAUUAUUGCACAAACUUUCAAGUAAUAAGUAUAACAUUUAACAUUUUUGUCAUUGUUUUAAGAUGAUUCUAUUGUUUUUAUUGGUUGUACCGGGAAUAAUAGGCGGCACUCUACCUAUGAGAAAAUAUUUCACUACCCAAAAAAAUCUAGUGAUACUUGACCAUAACGAUGGAUUAAUUCAACUUGUGACUGCAAAUGAUGUUUGGCCAUCAUUUAUUAAUUACACACAAGACAUUACGGAUAAAACAGGCAUUGAUAUUAUAGUUGGAUUUGCUGAAUGCAAUGAUUCACAUGAAUUCAAUCACAUUAUCAUAAAAUCAAUGGACAUUUGCGAUAUUUUGAGUAACUCGGUUGGCAUGCCUCCGAUCCCACAGACCAAAUUUAUGAUACCAGAAAUGUUGGGUCUCUUUGGAACUGAAUGUCCAAUCAAGGCAGGUCUGAGGAAUAUUAAUCCUUAUAGAUUUCCUACAGUCAUUGAGAUGGAAGACAUUGGUACUGGUAUCAGAGAAUUUAUUAUCAAAAUAGAUGACAGAAACAAAAGUCUACCUAUAAUCACUUUAGCCACUACAUUAGAUAUGAAGUAUUGGAAUGAUAAAUAUUUAUUAACGGAAUCUUCUUCUUCAAUAUUGACUCCUUCCAUAAUGGCAUUAUCUGUAGUAUUUAUUAUUGAAAAAUUCAUUCUAUAAUUCUAUAUUUACCAAAGGAUUUUUUUUGUAAAAUUUUUUAAUUAACAGAGUUAAUUAAAAAUAAAAUAUCCAUUGAUAUGCAUUGAAUAGAAUUUUCCUCAUCAUCAAGUUGGUUUGAAAUUAAUAUUUAAAAGCACUCACCAGAAUAAAAUAUAAAUGUUAAAUAUAUAAAUAUAUCAUACAUUACUUUAUACUAAUGACUUCGUAUAUUCCCACAUUUUCUCGUGUUUCAUAUAAAAUCGAAACAAAAACUCGGUGUGAUGUCGUUUCUCGCAUAUUUUGUAGAAGUAUACGCGAACAACCUGAAUGUACAAGGAUUACUUCCGAUUAGCAUCUAAAUCCUAGCGUAGUGACCUAUUUUCACGGCAAUACUUUGCCCGAGCGCUUCCUCUAUACAAUGAAAAUGCCAGAAUACGUAAUAGAAAGAUAUUUAAUUAGCUUCGUUUUUUAUGUAUGAAAUAAAAAGGAAAAAAUUUUAUGUCACAAGAAUGCGACUGAUGAUGAGUUUUUAAGUUCAGAGACAAUAGAUGAAAAAAUAAAAUGUUGGAAAAAA
Messenger RNA from Chelonus insularis, 1258 nucleotides. RefSeq lists its product as uncharacterized. The transcript has 4 exons. The record is from RefSeq and is a predicted model, not a curated record. Bases 82 to 705 code for a protein of 207 amino acids. Lineage: Eukaryota; Metazoa; Arthropoda; Insecta; Hymenoptera; Braconidae.